CGAUGCCAGAUGGCCGAAUGACUCACAACAGACAAAAGUAAUUAACUAAUUCGUAACUAAUCCUUUAUUAACUCCUAAUGCAAUUACAGAUCAUAACACUCAACCACCGCGACGAGCUCCAAGAGCCAUCCCCUAACAACUCCCUCCGCUCCCUCGGCAUCACCUCCGGCGAUCUUGUCUUCUGCACCCUCGAACCUUCCUUCCAAACCCUAGCUUUGCCUUCCCAUCCAAAUUUGCACUCAUCCGCAGAAUCCCCAAAUCGAAUUGAGCCCCAAUGUUCGAAUUUCCGUAACUCCGAAACCCUAAUUGACAAAGGGGGUGUUAUGGACGAUUCGAUUGGUGAAGAUCCGAAGUCUGGAGGUUCGAAUUCGAAAACCCUGGUAGUUUCUGGUGCCGAAAGUAUGGAAAUUGAUGAUCCGUCUGAUGGGCUAGGGUUGGAAAGGUACUUGGUUCCAUUUUUCUUAAAGCGGGUACUGAGGGAAGAGUUGGGAGAGGAUCAUAGCAAUCAUCACAAGCUAUUGUUGAUUGCUGUACAUGUUGUGCUAUUAGAGUUUGGUUUCGUUGGGUUCGAUUCACUUUCGAGUAUGUUGGCCAAUCAAAAGACGGGUUCAACAAUUUCGCUUUCAUAUACUUUGCCUGAGCUUUUGCAAAAUCUGGGCAGUGAUCGUAAUGGGGUUGAAGGGGUUGUGUUGAAGUUUCAGAAUUUGGGGCAUUUUGUGAAUGUUUAUGGGUCUUUGGCCUUUGGAGGUUCUUCGCCCCAUCAGAUAUGUUUGGACAAAAACAGAUUUGCCCCAAUGAUCGAAUCCAUUUGGGAAAACCAAAAUGUGAAUGAGAGAGAUGGGUUAGCCCCAGAGAGAGAAGUUUUAGAGUUUUGGAAGAUUGUGAAAAAUGGGAUCACAUUUCCAUUGCUGAUUGAUCUUUGCGCAAUGGCGGGUUUGCCCGCCCCACCGAGCCUUAUACGCCUUCCACCGGAGCUCAAAAUGAAGAUUCUGGAGCCACUGCCUGUCGACAUUUCCAAGGUGGGUUGUGUUUGUAAGGAGCUGCAAAAUCAUGCUAAUAAUGAUGAAUUGUGGAAGCAGAAGUAUGCUGAGGAGUUCGGUAAUGGCAGCAGAGGAGAAGGAACUGGAGGUGAAGGAACAGUGACUAACUGGAAGUUUAGGUUUGUUGGAAAUUAGGAGACUAGGAAGCAACAAAUGAAAGCAGUAGUGAUGUGGAGAUCAAUUGAGACGCGUUAUUUCAACCGUAUCAAGAGGGACCAUAACCCAUUUGUACCUUCAAGGAUUGGUGGAAUAAUUGGUGGGGAUUAUGACCGCUUUCCACUCCUAGGUGCUGUUGAUCCUACUCGACAAGCACAUCCUCUACAACAACCCCGAAUAUCUGAUAUGCGGCGUAAUUUUUCACCCAACUGCAAUCUGGGCAGUCUGGGAGGGUUCAAUAUCUAAUAUGGUGGUUUGAAGGUUGCUGGAACUGAAGCUGCAGGUUCAUGUUUCAUAUGCAUAGGAUAUAUAAUAAGCAUAUUGUUUAAUCUGCAGCUAGUAUUAAGACUAAAUUAUAGUAAACUUUAGUUAUUUUUUUCUUCUUGUUGAUGUGUACAUUUGUUGUUACUUAUGUUGAUUACCGUUGGAUUUUGGAUAUAAUUUAAAGUCAAGUUUUGUA
Malus domestica (apple) is the source of this 1656-nucleotide messenger RNA. Its product is annotated as F-box protein SKIP22-like. The record is from RefSeq and is a predicted model, not a curated record. Gene Ontology annotation, molecular function: protein binding. NCBI's taxonomy places the organism in Eukaryota, Viridiplantae, Streptophyta, Magnoliopsida, Rosales, Rosaceae.